CCGGAAAGUUUAUUUUUUUUUUUCGUCUUCACGAUAUAUAUAUAAAAUGUCCACAUCAAAUUCAUCAUCAGCAAUGACUAGUCAAGCGAAUGUUAGUACUAUUCGUACAUUGGCAUUAGAAUUUAAAAGUUUACAAGAAGAACCAGUAGAAGGAUUUCGUGUUAAAUUAUUAAAUGAAGAUAAUCUUUUCGAAUGGGAAGUGGCCAUAUUUGGACCACCUGAUACACUUUAUCAAGGUGGUUAUUUUAAAGCCCGUGUUGCAUUUCCACCGGAUUAUCCAUAUAAUCCACCAUCAUUGAAAUUUUUAACCAAAGUAUGGCAUCCUAAUGUAUAUGAAAAUGGUGAUCUCUGCAUUUCGAUAUUACAUCCACCGGUUGAUGAUCCACAAAGUGGUGAAUUACCAUGUGAACGAUGGAAUCCAACACAGAAUGUUAGAACAAUAUUGUUAAGUGUAAUAUCAUUGUUAAAUGAACCAAAUACAUCAUCGCCAGCUAAUGUUGAUGCAUCGGUUAUGUAUCGUAAAUGGAAAGAUUCAAAAGGAAAAGAUAAAGAAUAUGAAAAUAUUAUCAAAAAACAAGUUGCAGCAAGUAAAUUGGAAGCAGAAAAAGAUGAUGUUAUUGUGCCUACAACAUUGGAAGAAUAUUGUAUUAAACAUAAACAUAGGCCAGAUUUAGAUAUGGAUAUAGCUGAUUAUUAUGUUGAUGAAGAUUAUGAUGAUGAUGAUGAUGAUGAUUAUGAUGUUGAUGAUGAUAAUGAUGAAGAAUAUUGUGAUGAAGAAAAAGAUGAUGAUGAUAGUGGUAAUGGUGAAUCAUAAAAACAAAACAAAAAAAAAAUUUUGUCUCCAGAAAAACCAGAAACAUUUUAGACAUGUAAACAAAUCAGCUGAUGAUGAUGAAAAUUCUUUCUCAAUAAUGUAAAUUAUUCUUUUUUUCUCUCUCACACACACACACACUCUU
This is a messenger RNA of Dermatophagoides farinae (American house dust mite), 956 nucleotides long. NCBI's taxonomy places the organism in Eukaryota, Metazoa, Arthropoda, Arachnida, Sarcoptiformes, Pyroglyphidae. The record is from RefSeq and is a predicted model, not a curated record.